GGCCUCCGGCUCUCACGGGAGGCUCCGCGACAAUCGUUCUAAGCAGGGACCAGGCUGCCGAGGCCGGCAGGAGUGAAAAUCAUUCUUUGGCAUGAAGUCCAUCUUGGCCACUAUGCUGCUAUUCACCUGGGCUGCAGGGCAUUGAUCUGUCACCACCUGUUAUCACCAACGUUUGAAGCUUUGAUGAACUCCCCAGCUGUUUACUGAGUGAACAUUGCCUUAAAAGAAUUGCUGUAAGCAGCUAAAACAGCUCGGUGACAGUGGGAGAUUAUGCCUGAAGAACUCUGAAGGAGCCCUGGCUCCCGUGGCAGCUCCAGGACGCGAUGCUGGCCCAGUUAGCGCCGAGCCUCUUUUCACUUUCUUCAUGACAGCAGCAGCAGCACAAAAGCUUCUAAAUCAACCAACAGAUGCAUGGGAAGACGACCUCUCUGAAGAGCCCUGUGUUCUGCACAGAGAAACUGGAGAGGGUCCCAACGCCCCAGGAGUCCAGUCUUCACUGGCCAGGAGGCUUGAAGGGUGAAGAGAUUAAGAAGUACAGUCGAGAAGGGACACUGCUGAGUAAAUACAACCAGCAAUACCAUAAGCUGUUCAAGGAUAUCCCCAUGGAGGAGGUGGUUCUCAAAGUGUGCUCCUGCGCUCUCCAGAGGGACCUCCUUCUUCAGGGCCGGCUCUAUAUCUCCCCCAACUGGCUCUGCUUCCAUGCCAGCCUCUUUGGCAAGGAUAUCAAGGUGGUCAUUCCCGUGGUGUCUGUGCAAAUGAUCAAAAAACACAAGAUGGCACGGCUCCUUCCCAAUGGCCUGGCCAUCACCACCAACACUAGCCAGAAGUAUAUUUUUGUGUCACUGCUCUCCCGGGACAGUGUGUAUGACAUGCUGAGGAGGGUCUGCACUCACCUACAGCCUUCCAGCAAGAAGAGUCUGAGUGUAAGAGAAUUUCCAGAGGAACCUGAGUGCGAGUCUCUGGAAGUCCUCAUCCCUGAGAUGAAGUGGAGGAAAGUGUGCCCUGCCUCUAGGUCCCUGUCCCUCCCAGACAGCAUCCCUUGUAUGCCUCGGGCAUCCACGGACUCCCCGGACAGCUUCUUCCCCUCCAGGAGACCUCCGCGGUCUGAGAAGGCUGUCUGUGAGCAGGAGGCGCUGGAGGAGGAGCCCAGGAGCAAUGAGGAACUGAGGCUCUGGAAUUGCCGGCUCCUCAAGGUCUUCUUUGUGCUGAUCUGCUUCUUGGUCAUGUCCUCAUCCUACCUGGCAUUCCGCAUCUCCCGGCUGGAGCAGCAGUUGUGCUCCCUGAACCGGGAUGGCCCAGUCCCUGGGAACAGGUGA
Molecule: messenger RNA, 1316 nt
Organism: Pteronotus mesoamericanus
Lineage: Eukaryota; Metazoa; Chordata; Mammalia; Chiroptera; Mormoopidae
Gene: GRAMD2A
Product: GRAM domain containing 2A
Exons: 14
Coding region: 408-1316 (302 amino acids)
Biological process (GO): regulation of store-operated calcium entry
Cellular component (GO): endoplasmic reticulum membrane; extrinsic component of cytoplasmic side of plasma membrane; organelle membrane contact site
Molecular function (GO): phosphatidylinositol-4,5-bisphosphate binding
Source: RefSeq, a predicted model, not a curated record